AUGUCUGACGCAGACCUUAAGAAGAGUGGGGAAGCAGCCAUCAGGAGCCCUGAAUGUCAUUCGCUUCAAACUCCCAGAAUGGAGCUUCGCAGCCCCUCCAAGGGGAUGGACCGCCCUCAUAACGUCACGGAAAAGGUCACCCAGGUGCUCUCUUUGGAGUCGGACGUAUUACCUGAAUAUAAACUCCAGUUGCCUGAGACAACAUGGUGGAUCCUGCUGCACUACAGUCCUUUCAAGGCUUUCUGGGACUGGAUUAUCCUCAUCCUGGUCCUCUACACGGCCGUAUUUACUCCUUACUCAGCUGCCUUCCUCUUGGAUGAGCAUGUGGAUAUACGUCAGAGGAUCUGUGGCUACACGUGCAACCCUCUGAAUGUGGCGGACCUCAUGGUGGACGUCCUGUUUAUUGUGGACAUUGUCAUCAACCUUCGCACGACAUACGUGGACCAUAACGACGAGGUGAUCACGCAGCCCAGCCGGAUCGCCAAGCAUUACAUCAAAGGCUGGUUCCCCAUCGAUCUGCUUGCAGCGAUCCCAUUUGACCUUCUAAUUUUCAGAUCUGGUUCUGAUGAGAUGGCCACCCUAACAAGCCUUCUGAAAACAGCUCGGCUGUUGAGAUUGGUCCGCGUGGCGAGAAAACUGGACCGAUACUCUGAAUAUGGAGCUGCUGUCCUCUUUUUGCUCAUGUGCACCUUUGUACUCAUUGCCCAUUGGCUGGCCUGCAUUUGGUACGCCAUUGGCUUUGUGGAGAGGCCGUACACGGAGACGGGCUGGCUGGACAACCUGGCUGAACAGCUGGGGAAGUCAUACAACGACAGCGACUCGUCCUCUGGUCCAUCAGUCAAAGACAAAUACGUCACGGCUCUGUACUUCACCUUGAGCAGUUUGACCAGUGUGGGGUUCGGUAACGUCUCUCCAAACACCAACUCGGAGAAAAUCUUUUCCAUCUGCGUCAUGGUCAUUGGAUCUCUCAUGUAUGCAAGCAUAUUUGGGAACGUGUCUGCGAUCAUCCAGCGGCUGUACUCUGGUACCACCCGCUACCACACCCAGAUGCUCCGGGUCAAAGAGUUUAUCCGCUUCCACCAAAUUCCCGGGUGUCUGCGCCAAAGGCUGGAGGAGUACUUCCAGCAUGCCUGGUCUUACACCAAUGGCAUCGACAUGAAUGCUGUGCUGAAGGGAUUCCCGGGGUCUUUGCAGGCAGACAUCUGUUUGCACCUCAAUCGCUCCUUGCUAGAGAACUGCAAAGCUUUCAGCGGAGGCAGCCAGGCCUGUCUGCGGGCCUUAGCCGUGAGGAUCAGGACGGUCCACGCUCCCCCAGCUGACACGCUGAUCCACUACGGAGACAUGUUGGACUCCCUCUUUUUCAUCUCACGAGGUUCCAUCCAGGUCAUGAGGGAUGACGUGGUGGUGGCCGUGCUGGAAAAGAACGACAUCUUUGGCGAGCUGAUCUACCUGUAUGACGAACCGGGGAGGUCCAACGCGGAGGUGCACACCAUCACCUACUGCGACCUCCACCGCAUCCCCCGUGAAGACCUGCUGGAGGUCCUGGAUAUUUACCCCAGCUUUGCUGACAACUUCUGGAGGAAUCUGGAGAUCACUUUUGACCUGAGAGACGCUGAUCAAGUCCCAACGAUAACGACCGAUGAAUCAGGUGAUGACUGCGAAUGUCGCCACAAACCAAGACACAGAAACCAUUCCCUUGAUUGUAGAAUAAGGCCUGAUGGGAUUGAUCAUGAGGACUCAUACCCGCUUCGAUCCUGCCAUCACUCACCACCCCAGGCAGGCUGGGAGGACCUCUGGAGCAGUGGGUCCUCGUCUUCUCAGUCUAGCGAGCAGUUGCCAAAGCCUCACAAUGCCAGAGCAGAGCUUAACCGUCCAGAGGACACCGGGAGGGACUACUCGCCUUCUGCUGUGCAACAGCUGCCCCAGAGCGGAACCUCGGUGGGGAGGGACGCAGUGUUGGACUUGGGCCACCAAGCCUCCUCUUUGAAUGUGGCGGGGAUGUAUCAGUACUGGCCGGGCGGACAGUCACAGGAGUUUCCCAGUCAGGCCUGGCGAUCUUCCUCUGUGCACAACUCAAAUCACCCACCUCCAUUCACAGAGGAAGGGCCCAGUGAGCUGGAGUCACGGCUUGAAGUUUUGCAAUCUCAACUCAAUAGACUGGAGUCACGCAUGACAGCAGACAUAAACGUCAUUCUGCAGCUUCUCCAGAGGCAGAUUGCUCCUGUGCCUCCAGCUUACAGCACAGUGUCAUCCACUACCGUUCCCACAGAUUCAUCUGGCUUAUAUGGGAGUGGGACUCCCGGGCUGCACAGCGAGUUUCCAAUGUCGCCCGUACAGAUGGACGACCAGGCACCCGCGCAGAACCUUGCUGUUGAUCUUGAUGACCUCAAAUCGUCCAAAAAGUCCCAGGAGUCUCUAUCUAGCGGCAUCCAUAUGGCUGCAGCGUCUGACGACACAACAUUCAUGACCCUCACCCCUGACGCUGACACUCACAGAGGGCUGACCGUGCAGUUACCCCAGCCGUCGGUCAAACCUUCCCUCUCGGCCGACGCCUGCCUGUGUGAGAACCUGCGCUGCCCGUCACUGCCAGUCAACCUGGACGCCAUCUCAGAGUGCGCAGAGAUCCAGAAACAUUUCUCAGACCCGGUCCUGCCCGUCACCUGA
This is a messenger RNA of Menidia menidia (Atlantic silverside), 2664 nucleotides long. NCBI's taxonomy places the organism in Eukaryota, Metazoa, Chordata, Actinopteri, Atheriniformes, Atherinopsidae. The record is from the annotation of a GenBank genome assembly.